GAGGAGAUUCUGCACCGUCCCAUGUACUAUUUCCUGGCCUUACUCUCCUUCACUGAUGUCACCCUGUGUACCACCACUGUGUCCAAUAUGCUGUGCUUAUUCUGGUUCAACUUCAAGGAGAUUGGGUUUAAUUCUUGUCUGGUUCAGAUGUUCUUUGUCCACAUGUUGACUGGAAUGGAAUCUGGUGUCCUCAUGCUCAUGGCCCUGGACCGUUAUGUAGCCAUCUGCUAUCCUCUGCGUUAUACCACUAUUCUCACAAACACUGUGAUUGUCAAAGCUGGUCUUACUACUUUCUUGAGGAAUGUGUUGCUCCUGUUUCCAUUCACUGUCCUCACUAAGCGCUUGCCCUAUUGCCGAGUCACCCUUAUCUCUAACAUUUACUGUGAUCCCAUGUCUGUGGCUAAGGUAUCCUCUGGCAAUGCCAAAGUGAAUGCAAUCUGUGGUCUUAUGGUUACUCUACUAAUUGGUAUGUUUGACAUUUGCUGUAACUCUGUGUCUUACACUAUGUUACUGCCAGCAGUGGUGAGUCUGUCCUCUGCAGAUGCUCAUCAUACAGACUUUAGCACCUGUACAUCUCACAUCUGUGCUACUGUGAUCACUUAUGUGCCUGCUUUAUGUACCUUCUUCACUCAUCGUUUUGGAGGAUACAUCAUUCCCCACCACAUCCACAUCAUAGUGGCCAACCUCUACCUGCUACUUCCCCCUACCAUGACCCCAAAUGUUUAUGGAGUCAAGAACAAGCAGAUUCAGGAAAGUGUAAUCAAAUUUUUAAUCAGAGACAAAAUGGGCAUUAUCUAAAACAAAUGGCUAUUAAGACCAGUUACAAUUGCUUGUCAUGAGGAAAAUCAUGGAGAAAGCUGUCAUAAAAUAUGAGUGAAAUAGUAUUAUGCCAUUUAACAUGUAAAUGUCGAAAGCCUUUGCAAUUGUAUGUUAUGAUAUUCUUUGUAAGGGAAACUCUGCUAAAGUAUAAAGUGUAGAAAUUAAUACAGAAAGUACUCAUGCCUUCUAUUUUUAUUUUUACAAAAUUCUAUAGAAAUAGAAACAAUGGAUGGAAAUAUAAUAAAACGGUGGAUGUAGAAUAAAUGUCAAUCUGUGUUUUAUAUUUAAAAGAUAAGAUUGCAAUAAUUUGUGAGAACCUUGUACUCUCCACUAAGGGCAAACCCUACUUAGAU
Mesocricetus auratus (golden hamster) is the source of this 1172-nucleotide messenger RNA. Its product is annotated as olfactory receptor 52N2-like. Lineage: Eukaryota; Metazoa; Chordata; Mammalia; Rodentia; Cricetidae. Gene Ontology annotation, molecular function: G protein-coupled receptor activity; olfactory receptor activity. Gene Ontology annotation, cellular component: membrane. Gene Ontology annotation, biological process: G protein-coupled receptor signaling pathway. The record is from RefSeq and is a predicted model, not a curated record.